Messenger RNA from Panicum virgatum (switchgrass), 318 nucleotides. RefSeq names its product calreticulin-like. The transcript has 3 exons. Gene Ontology annotation, molecular function: calcium ion binding. Bases 1 to 246 code for a protein of 81 amino acids. Gene Ontology annotation, cellular component: endoplasmic reticulum; endoplasmic reticulum membrane. Lineage: Eukaryota; Viridiplantae; Streptophyta; Magnoliopsida; Poales; Poaceae. The record is from RefSeq and is a predicted model, not a curated record. Gene Ontology annotation, biological process: protein folding.
AUGAUAAUGCAAAGCUCUGGGAAAUGGAAUGGAGAUGCUGAGGACAAAGGUAUCCAGACCUCUGAGGACUACAGGUUCUAUGCCAUUUCGGCAGAGUACCCUGAGUUCAGCAACAAGGAUAAGACCCUGGUGCUGCAGUUCUCAGUGAAGCACGAGCAGAAGCUGGACUGUGGAAGUGGUUAUGUAAAGUUGCUUGGCGGUGAUGUGGACCAGAAGAAAUUCGGUGGCGACACACCUUACAGGUAGCUUUGGACUCAAUUCUCGUACUCUUUCACCCUAUUUAUCUUAUAAUGUAGUUAACUUGGUACUUCUUUAUUG